AUGACGAACGGAGUCAAAUUGGAUAUGGAAUCGGGAAUGGAACCGGGAUUCGUCGUUUUGGGUGCCAGAGCUCAAAGAGUGUCCACGGCGAGCACGGUUUGUUUGUUUCUCACGGCACUCUUGGUCAUGAGCAUCGGAAUAAUCGGUGGGAUUUACCUCUACAGGCAAUUUGCGAGAUCUCAAAUGAGAUUUCACGGAUGGUGCACCGUGCCCUACAACAUUCGUCCGAAACCUCCGAGGCAAGAAGCACUCGGAUCUCAAACGGAUUUGGAAACACUCGUGAAAGAAUACGAAUUUCAAGCGGAUGCGGAAGCGUUCAACGUUCUCAAUUCAUUCAAACAAGAAUUCGAUAUAGAUUUGCAAAAUAAUGGAAUGGAAAAAAUUUCAGUUCCGGAUUUCAACAGGGGAAGAAAGGGAAAAUUCAUUCACGAUUUUAAAACGAACAAGACUGGAAUCGUGGAUUUGAACGGUCACAGAUGUUUCAUAAUGCCUCUAGAUCGUCAAAGAGUAUACCCCCCAUUGUCCAUGGUCGAUCUCAUUAAAAAAAUGACCAAAGGAUACUACGAAGUGGACACGGAAGUCGUUAGGAAAACAAUGAGAGUCGUCACUCCUCCGAUAGACGAUUUCGAAUCUCUCGGACAGCACAUUGCUCGGGAUUGUAAAAAUUUCAAAACGUACAUGUUGGAAAAAGACAAUUCGAACGGAAUCAAAAAGAGGAGUUUGAAUAAUAAAAAUCCUCCGGCCGUGUUUACCGAAUUUGCCGGAAGUAAAAUAUCGGAAAUAUCGAUCGAUACGAGCGCACUCGACGACGAUGACGUCGUCGACGAGACAAAUUUAAGUCAAAUUUAG
Messenger RNA from Pediculus humanus corporis (human body louse), 849 nucleotides. RefSeq lists its product as uncharacterized. The record is from RefSeq and is a predicted model, not a curated record. Bases 1 to 849 code for a protein of 282 amino acids. Lineage: Eukaryota; Metazoa; Arthropoda; Insecta; Psocodea; Pediculidae. The transcript is spliced from 3 exons. Gene Ontology annotation, molecular function: amyloid-beta binding. Gene Ontology annotation, cellular component: Golgi apparatus; plasma membrane; extracellular exosome. Gene Ontology annotation, biological process: negative regulation of amyloid precursor protein biosynthetic process.